ACUGCGCGGCCGCUCUCUGCCGUUACCGCUAUGUGUGGGGCGUGUGUGGAAUAACGUUAUUGCUCAGCGGAGCCGAGGGCCCCGGAGCCCGACUGCGACGACGACGACGACAAAGACGACGGGGUUGGGGGAGGACGGCGUGCUAGCGACUCACGGGACGCGACGCGCCCCGCCUCCCGGUCCGGUGCCUCUCCACGGCGAGGGGUACACUAGAGCCUGCUGAUGACCAAACAGGUGAAGAGAGUAGAUGGAAAAGAGAACAAAUUUUGCCUGAACUUUACUUCCAGCAUUUUUUGCCCAAAAGGCAUUCUGACACUUCAGAGAACAUGUUGGAUGACGUAGCUUUGCCAAAGACUAAGAAGCUAAGCAAAAAAUGAGCUUAACAUCCUGGUUUUUGGUGAGCAGUGGAGGCACUCGCCACAGGCUGCCACGAGAAAUGAUUUUUGUUGGGCGAGAUGACUGUGAACUCAUGCUGCAGUCUCGCAGUGUGGAUAAGCAGCAUGCUGUAAUCAAUUAUGACACCUCUACGGACGAACAUUUAGUGAAGGAUCUCGGCAGCCUAAAUGGGACUUUUGUGAAUGAUGUAAGGAUUCCAGAACAGACUUACAUCACUUUGAAACUUGAAGAUAAGCUGAGAUUUGGAUAUGAUACAAAUCUUUUCACUGUAGUACGGGGAGAAAUGAGGGUCCCUGAAGAGGCUCUGAAGCAUGAGAAGUUUACCAUCCAGCUUCAGUUGUCUCAAAAAUCUUCAGAAUCAGAAUUAUCAAAAUCUGCAAGUGCCAAAAGCAUGGACUCAAAGACUGUAGAUGCUGCUGCGGAAGUGCAGCAGAAAGCUGCAGAGGCCCUGAGAGCCGAGGAGAAGGCCCCGGAUGUUUCUGCUAUGCCCCGUGGUACUCCAUUAUAUGGGCAGCCGUCCUGGUGGGGCGAAGAUGAAGUGGACGAAAAAAGAGCUUUCAAGUCAAGUGGCAAGCUUGAAGAAAAGAGUCAUGAUCCUGGAGCAUCAGGGUGCAGCAUAGAUGCCAAGCAAGUUGAGGAACAGUCUGCAGCUGCAAAUGAAGAAGUACUUUUUCCUUUCUGUAGGGAACCAAGUUAUUUUGAAAUCCCUACAAAAGAAUUCCAGCAACCAUCACAAAUAACAGAGAGCACUAUUCAUGAAAUCCCAACAAAAGACACUCCAAGUUCCCAUACAACAGGUGCAGGGCAUGCUUCAUUUACUAUUGAAUUUGAUGACAGUACCCCAGGAAAGGUAACUAUUAGAGACCAUGUGACAAAAUUUACUUCUGAUCAGCGCCACAAGUCAAAGAAGUCUUCUCCUGGAACUCAAGACUUGCCGGGAAUUCAAACAGGAAUGAUGGCACCAGAAAACAAAGUAGCUGACUGGCUAGCACAAAACAACCCUCCUCAGAUGGUAUGGGAAAGAACAGAAGAGGAUUCUAAAAGUAUUAAAAGUGAUGUUCCAGUGUACUUGAAAAGGUUGAAAGGAAAUAAACAUGAUGAUGGCACACAGAGCGAUUCAGAGAAUGCUGGGGCGCACAGGCGCUGUAGCAAACGUGCAACUCUUGAGGAGCACUUACGGCGCCACCACUCAGAACAGAAAAAGCUGCAGAAGGCCCAGGCUACUGACAAGCAUCCAGACCAAGCUGUUACUAGCUCUGCACGUCACAGAGCGGGGCAUGGUGGUCCACAUGGGAAAUUGCUACAGCAGAAAUCAGAGGAGCCAUCGGUGUCAGCAGCCUCCCUACAGACUGCACUGCUGAGAAGUUCAGGGGGCCUUGGGCUCAGAGCAGGCCAGGAGACGGGUGAGGUGCUGACGAAUCAGGCUGCUUCUGCUCCUUUAGCAAAGGACAAUGACGACGACCAAAGCGACAAGGGCACUUACACCAUCGAGCUAGAAGAUCCCAACAGUGAUGAGGUGGAGGCCAGGAGAAUGAUUGACAAGGUGUUUGGCGUAGAUGACAAUCAGGAUUAUAAUAGGCCUGUUAUCAAUGAAAAGCAUAAAGAUCUGAUGAAAGAUUGGGCUCUCAGUUCUGCUGCCGUAGUAAUGGAAGAAAGAAAGCCACUGAGCACACCUGGAUUUCGCAGCUCAGAGGAAGUCCCGCCUUCUUCUGGAAGCAAACGUUGGGUUUCACAGUGGGCUAGUUUGGCUGCCAAUCAUACAAGGCAUGAUCAAGAUGAACGGAUAACAGAAUUAUCUGCAUCUGUUCCUUUAGAAAAUGAGACAGAUGUUGGUGAAUCUGGCGUGUCACUGAGAAAUACUAGCUCUACAACUUCUUUGGCUACUCAAGGAGAGAGAAGACGACGAACUCUUCCCCAGCUUCCAAAUGAAGAAAAGGUUCUUGAGAGCUCCAGAGCAAAGGUUGUAACACAGAGAUCAGAGAUAGGAGAGAAGCAAGACACAGAACUGCAAGAGAAAGAAACACCCACACAGGUAUACCAAAAAGAUAAACAGGAUGCUGACAGAACCCUGAAUAAAAUGAACAGAGGAGUAAAUGGUGAAAUUCUUAAAACUGGUGGAGAUAGUAAAGUCCUCCUUCACUUAGGCAGCUCUUCUGGGAAGGAGAAGAAUGAAACCGAUAAGGAAGCUUCUUUAAUAAAACAGACAUUAGCUAAAAUACAGCAGCAACAAGAACAGAAGGAGCAGGCCCAGUGGACACCUACUAAACUAUCUUCAAAAAGUGUUUCAGGUCAGAUAGAUAAAUGUAGGGAGGAAGUUUCUAAACCAGAAUCCCAAUCUCCAGAAAAAAUUCAAGGACAUUCUACAAGCAAAGGAGAAAGGGUAAUACAAAAUGAGAACAAGAGAAGAAAAGCUGAGGAAAUUCUGAAAAGUCAGCCUUCAAAGGGAGGAGACAAGAAGGAAUCCUCCAAGCCAUUAGUGCGACAAGGCAGCUUCACUAUAGAAAAACCUACCCCAAACAUACCCAUAGAACUUAUUCCUCAUAUAAAUAAACAGACAUCAUCUACAACCCCUUCCUUAGUAUUAACAUCUGCAAGUAGACUGCGAGACAGAAGUGACUCUUUGGAUACUGAUUCUAGUAUGGACACAACCCUUAUUCUAAAAGACACAGAAGCAGUAAUGGCUUUUCUAGAAGCUAAACUGCGUGAAGAUAAUAAAACUGAUGAAGGCCCAGAUACUCCCAGUUACAAUAGAGACAAUUCUAUUUCCCCAGAGUCUGAUGUGGAUACAGCUAGUACAAUCAGUCUGGUUACUGGAGAGACUGAGAGAAAGUCCACCCAAAAGCGAAAGAGUUUCACUAGCCUCUACAAAGAUAGGUGUUCCACAAGUUCUCCUUCCAAAGAUGUGACAAAAUCUUCAUCUUCAGGUGCUAGGGAGAAAAUUGAAAAGAAAACAAAAAGCCGUUCCACAGAUAUAGGUUCAAGAGCAGAUGGUCGGAAAUUUGUACAAUCCAGUGGAAGAAUAAGGCAGCCUUCAGUAGACUUGACAGAUGACGACCAAACUUCCAGUGUACCUCAUUCUGCUAUUUCUGACAUCAUGUCAUCUGACCAGGAAACAUACUCUUGCAAAUCUCAUGGAAGGACUCCACUAACCUCCACUGACGAGCAUGUGCAUUCCAAACUGGAAGGAGGCAAAGGAACAAAAUCUAAGUCUUCUCCAGUAGCUCCUGGUUCAUCCAAUAAAUCAACCACUCUUCCAAGGCCUCGACCUACUAGGACUUCCCUCUUGCGCAGAGCACGACUUGGUGAAGCUUCAGACAGUGAACUUGCUGAUGCUGACAAGGCAUCUGUUGCUUCUGAAGUUUCCACCACAAGUUCCACAUCAAAACCACCCACAGGGAGGCGGAACAUCUCUAGGAUUGAUUUAUUGGCUCAGCCUCGUAGGACGAGGCUUGGCUCAUUGUCUGCCCGUAGUGACUCUGAAGCAACAAUAUCUAGAAGUAGUGCCUCUUCACGUACCGCAGAAGCCAUCAUUAGAAGUGGAGCCAGAUUAGUGCCAUCUGAUAAAUUUUCUCCUAGAAUUAGAGCUAACAGUAUUUCUCGACUGUCAGACUCCAAGGUCAAAAGUAUGAGCUCAACUCAUGGCUCCUCUUCAG
Castor canadensis (American beaver) is the source of this 4049-nucleotide messenger RNA. The record is from RefSeq and is a predicted model, not a curated record. NCBI's taxonomy places the organism in Eukaryota, Metazoa, Chordata, Mammalia, Rodentia, Castoridae.